CUCGUUCACUGCGAUUACUAGUUUUACACUUUAAACGUCUAUCCAAGCCCUGCAAAUGUCAUCAAACAGUGGUAUUCAAAUCCCCAGCCGACUGCCUUUGCUGUGCACUCAUGAUGGAGUGCUGUUACCGGGCUCGACCAUGAGAAUCAGCGUCGACACUGCGAGAAACAUGCAGUUAGUCAAAAGCAGACUGCUGAAGGGAACCUCGCUAAAAAGCACCAUCAUCGGGGUUAUUCCUAACACCAGAGACCCCGAGCACGACAGCGAUGAGCUCCCGUCCUUACAUAGUAUUGGCACAGCAGGACUGGCAGUCCAGGUUGUGGGCAGCAACUGGCCGAAACCGCACUACACUCUGCUCAUUACGGGGUUGUGUCGCUUUCGUGUGACCCAGCUGCUGAAAGAGAAACCCUUCCCCGUGGCAAAGGUGGAACAGCUAGACAAACUGGAGCAGCACACAGAGGGAGAUCAGGCUGAUGGAGAGCUUGGGGAGCUGUCACAGAGGUUCUAUCAGGCAGCUGUACAGCUGGUUGGGAUGUUGGACAUGUCAGUACCUGUGGUGGCUAAACUCAGGUGGUUGUUGGACAGUCUCCCUAAAGAAACCCUGCCGGAUGUCCUGGCCUCCAUGAUCCGCACUUCCAACAAAGAGAAACUGCAGGUGCUGGAUGCGGUAGACUUGGAGGAACGGUUUAAGAAGGCUCUUCCCCUACUCACCAGACAAAUUGAGGGGCUCAAAUUGCUGCAAAAGACCCGGAAACUCAGACCUGAUGAUGACAAGAGAGUGUUGGCCAUCCGUAAAGGUGGUGUAUUCCCAGGCCGUCAGUUCUCACUGGAUGAGGAGGGGGAGGACGAAGAUAGUGAUGACACAGCUAUGCUGGAGAAGAAAGUGAAGGCGGCGGCUAUGCCGGAAGCAGCACUGCGCGUGUGUCUCAAGGAGCUAAAACGAUUAAAAAAGAUGCCACAGUCCAUGCCAGAAUAUGCGCUCACCCUCAACUACCUGGAGAUGAUGGUAGAGCUUCCCUGGAGCAAAAGCUCUACAGAUUGCCUGGACAUCCGGGCGGCACGGGUGCUGUUGGAUAAUGAUCACUAUGCCAUGGAGAAGCUGAUGAGAAGGGUGCUGGAGUAUCUGGCUGUGCGGCAACUCAAGAGCACCCUUAAGGGACCCAUACUGUGUUUUGUGGGACCCCCUGGUGUGGGAAAGACCAGCGUUGGGCGUUCCAUCGCUCGCACUCUGGGUCGAGAGUUCCAUCGCAUUGCCUUGGGGGGAGUCUGUGAUCAGUCUGACAUCCGUGGAAACAGGCGCACGUACGUAAGUAGCAUGCCUGGUUGCAUUAUAAAUGGACUGAAGACUGUUGGGGUAAACAAUCCUGUCUUUUUAUUAGACGAGGUGGACAAACUGGGGAAGAGCCUGCAGGGAGAUCCUGCUGCCGCCCUGCUGGAGGUUCUGGACCCAGAGCAGAACCACAGCUUCACCGACCAUUACCUCAACGUGCCAUUUGACCUCUCACAAGUCCUCUUCAUCGCCACAGCAAACACCACGGCCACCAUCCCUCCUGCCUUACUGGACAGAAUGGAAGUCCUCCAGGUGCCAGGAUACACCCAGGAGGAGAAGGUAGAAAUCGCCCAUCGGCACCUGAUCCCUCAUCAGCUGGAGCAGCACGGACUGACCCCACAACAGCUCCAGAUCCCACAGGACACCACAAAGGAUAUCAUCAGCAAGUACACACGGGAGGCAGGCGUGCGCUCUUUGGAGAGGAAGAUCGAGGCCAUCUGUCGAACAGUGGCUGUGAAGUUCGCUGAAGGUCAUAAGGUCUCUAGAGCAGAGUCCCCCACUGAACAACAUGCAGACCAGAAUACAGAGAACAAGAAGGAGGAUUCUGGGAUAGCGGCACCUCCAGAGAUGCCAAUUGUUAUUGACCCCAUUGCCCUUAAGGAUAUUCUUGGACCGCCAGUCUUUGAAAUGGAGGUGGGAGGUAUAAAGGAUAAAGUAUUGGCAGCUCACCGGGCCAAUCUGAAACGAGUUAUCAUUCCCAAGCGCAAUGAGAAAGAUCUGGAGGAGAUACCUCCCCAUGUGCGAGCUGACCUGGAUUUUGUUUUCGCCAGCACUUUGGAUGAAGCCCUGAAUGCAGCCUUUGAUGGCGGGUUUCCCGCGGCUGUCAGUCAUCUACAAGUUGUCAGCAAACUCUGAGACUGUAGUUGCUAGACAAACUAGCAACUAGAC
This is a messenger RNA of Sinocyclocheilus grahami, 2218 nucleotides long. RefSeq names its product lon protease homolog 2, peroxisomal. NCBI's taxonomy places the organism in Eukaryota, Metazoa, Chordata, Actinopteri, Cypriniformes, Cyprinidae. Gene Ontology annotation, molecular function: serine-type endopeptidase activity; ATP hydrolysis activity; ATP-dependent peptidase activity. The transcript has 13 exons. Bases 56 to 2185 code for a protein of 709 amino acids. Gene Ontology annotation, biological process: proteolysis; protein catabolic process. The record is from RefSeq and is a predicted model, not a curated record.